Molecule: messenger RNA, 3750 nt
Organism: Bolinopsis microptera
Lineage: Eukaryota; Metazoa; Ctenophora; Tentaculata; Lobata; Bolinopsidae
Product: WD repeat-containing protein 47-like
Exons: 21
Coding region: 19-2895 (958 amino acids)
Molecular function (GO): protein binding
Source: RefSeq, a predicted model, not a curated record
UAUUUAGCAUGAUGCAGGAUGCUGUUUCGUAUCAAGGAAAACGAGAUUCUUAUUCUGAUAGAACAAUUCAUGAAAUCACAACAGCUGCUGGGAUCACUAAGAUCGCUUGAAAAGGAAAGCAAAGUAGUGCUAGGGAACCUAAAUGAGGAUGCUCAGUUUCUUCGAGACUUGAUCAUGGAUGGGGAGUGGACUGAUGUGCUGGAAUAUUUGAACCCUUUGAGGGACAACCCUGCUUACAAGAAAGUUCGCCUCAUGAUUGAGAAACAAAGGUAUCUAGAACUACUAGCAACAGAACGAGGAAGUUACGACGCAGCUCAAGUCAUGAAGAGUCUAUCUGUGCUAGAGGAGAUGUGUCCAACACGUCACGAAUACACAGCACUUUGUUACCUCCUAACUAGACCUCACCUGAAACAACAUCCCACUUACAGUUCCUGGACUCACUACCAGAGUAGGCUGGAGUGUUUUGAGGCUAUAAAUAGCUCGCUACUUGUCAAACAAGGCCAGAGUGUUAGUGAGGAUAUGAGCCCUACCUCUGGUAGACUAGUAGAUCUGUUAACCAAGGGGAUGUUCUACGAGUCAGCACUACAGCUGUGUUCUCAAAAGUUGGCGCCAGGAGGGUGUGUUAACAUCACUGACGCUCUAACCAACAAUUUACUUCAGUGCAGCAUAGCCGACAAGGAGGCCAUAUUGUUACACUGGCUGUAUGAGAUACCAACCUCCGCUUUAGUUAAACCCACAAACAAGAAAAUAGUUCAGGUGGAGCUAGAAACAGGACGCCCCCCACCCAGCUCACGUGAACCCACCCUGAUCCAAUCAACAGAGUUCCACAAGUCACGUGGUCUGACUAAGUCACGUGGUCCAGCAUCACCUGAUCUGUUCAGGAGUAUUGACAGGAGCUGCUACCCUCUCAAAUCUAGCUCCCUGCCCACUUCAUUACUUCCCACCACUACUGAGAACAGUGGACACCCUGGUGAGAUGGUAGAUGGAGAAGCGGAGAUGAACACUGGGGAUGAUCAGAACGAUUCAACACACUCAACUCUAAAAGACAAUGCUGACUCUUUGGAAAAUACUCUCGGCGAUUCUGAAGUAGCUGUAGAUGAGAGUAGGGCGGCAGUAAACAACACGCCUCAUACUCAAGAUAGCACGAGGCAGCGGAAUGGAGUGAAGAAGGACAGGGGAGUGAAGAAUAGUGGCACACUUCAUAAGGGAAAGGGUACUCAAGACUUGUUUGUCCCUUCUCUUCUGGAAAUCGAAAUGGGGUUUAAAGAUGUACAACUAGUUCAGACUAAAGACAGCGAAACUCAAAAUAAUGAAACGCUAAAAGAGGCUGUUGGGGACGUGGAAAAGACAGUGAACGUCUCAAAAGAGACAGAGGGAAUGAUAACGGAGACAGGACGGGAGAUGUCUGAUAAAAGUGCACCAGAGCUUCUUAUCAGCUUCACACAAAAGCAAGAGGACAAGAUCAAGUGCUUACAGAGACAGCUCAACGAACUCAGAAUCCGGCAGGACUCUCUCAGAAUGAGUGCUGCUCUCGAACAGGCCGGUAAAGUACCAAGCCACCCCUCACUUGGUGAACCACGUGACACCACUAAGCCCCUCUGCCAGCACCCAACGGGGCACACUCUACCAACUCUACCUACAGAGCCCCCCAUUGAUACCCCCUCUGAACCCCCCUUCUCUCCCGUCACCCACAGUGCUGCUACUGACAGGGGCACCGGACCUGGUCUUACUAACGGAAAAAUUCCAUCAAGUAACGGAUGGCUGGAACCGAACCAUUCCUCUCUCAACACUCUGGAGAGCUUUAGUGAAGAUAGUCUCCGUCCUUGUAAAACUAGCACCCCCAGCAAGGGUGUCAACCCUGUUGUUACCAACAAGGUUGCAGACUCGUCCAUGUUGAAGAUGAAGUUUGCUCCCACAGCUGUACUGGAAGAUGUCCAACCUAUAAGAAGUGCAGCUUUUCACCCCAGAGGAGAGUUGAUAGCUAUUGGUUCGAACUCUAAAGCGCUGAGAGUAUGUUCCUGUCACAUGUUAUCUGACUCAGUACAGACUCUAGUCAGGGAGGACGGAUGUCAGGAUCUACCAGUAUUGUUCAAGAGGAACAGACACCACCGGGGUUCUGUCUACACUGUAGCUUGGAAUCCAACUGGCAACGUCUUAGCUACUGGAUCAAACGACAAGUCAGUGAUAGUGGUAGGGUUUGACGCAGACAACUGUAUCAGCAACUCAACAGACAGAGAGUUCUCUUUCCACAAGGGCACGGUGAGAGAUAUCCACUUCCACGAUGAUGCUACAAUGUUGUCUGUUGGAGGGGGCGACAACUUACUACACUUGUCUGACGUUGAGAAAGGAGUGGAGGUAUUUGCGUACAGCGGCCACACAGGCACCAUACACACAGUAACAUCACAUAGAGACACCCUCAUCAGCGGUAGUGAGGAUGGAACUAUCCGACUCUGGGACCGGAGGAGUAAUUCCUGUACCCGGGUUAUUGGUGCUGCCCUCGGCACGCAGGGAAAGUCUGGCAUCUCGUCGUUAUCUCUGAACAACUUUGGUAACCUGCUAUGUGGGUCACGUGAUGACGGGUUGUGUAUGUUGUACGAUUUAGAGAUGGGUAAACUCCUGGCUGCUUUCUCACCCCAUACUCCUGUUACUUGUAAAAGCGUGCAGUUUUACAGGAACCCCCGCUACAUCUUGAGUGGAUCUUAUGACGGUACAAUAGCCCUAACUUGUGCAGAACAAGUGCUUCUCAACCCAGAAAUUAAUUGCACGGAAAUUUUAGGCACACAUCGUGAUAAAGUUACACGAGUCACCUGGCAUCCGACCAAACAAGCCUUCGCCACGUGCAGUGCAGACAGAACUGUUUGUCUUUGGACUGCCAGAGAUGGCGUCGACGACUAAAUCAUGAGAUGUUUUCUUUUUCGUUUUAAGUGACGGGACUGUUGGUAUGGUUAUGAAAAGUACGAUUUGCGUGCUUUUGAGGACGACUUUAGUUUUGAUUUGAUCCAGAAUAUCUGAUAUUAUAUUUUUUACGUAACGGCAUGAAUCAGAAAUAUAAAAAGUCAAAGUAUUCGUCUUCCUGUCUUUAUUUAUUAAUAGAUUAUACAGUGUAUACAGUAGUACGAUGAUGGUUUUUGUCAAUGACAUGAUAGCAUAGAUUAUCCUUUUCUUCCUUAUCUACAUUUUUGAUUUUGAAAUUUGAGUGUUCCCAGUAUUAAUUUCUUUAUCAACCGUGUCUUGAACCGACAAUGUAUCGCUAUAACUCUUUCAGUUAUUUUCAUAGCUUUUGGCGUAUUUACGUAGUUUGACUUCAGUUACAAGGCAUAUGCUCUACCAAUUGGAAUUGUCAGCUGUCGACGAAAACUUGGAAGAAGUUAUAAUCAUAAACAAUUGUUUAGUGAUUGAUUAAAUUAAUGAUUUUUGUACGUUUCCAUAAACUUUCUUAACUUUAAGUUUAACCUAAUCGUGUGGUAGAGAACAUGUGACAUAGUGGCAGCAUGUUGCAAUGAUCUAACUGCAAAUUGUUUUUUCAUUACAUAAGGAGUAUAAAUAAGUUUUAGAGCUUUGUGUGUUUUGUGUGUUUUGUAAGUUAUCACUUUUCCGAACGCUUCACUAAAAUACGCUUCUCUAGAAGUAGAACAGCUCAUUAUUACUUUCUAUGGGAUGAUUCACAUAUUACCAAACUAGGAAGAAAAACUACUGUAAUUUCUAUUGUUUACACAGUAACCUAUGUGAUGAUCCUUUCCUAGUCUUUAU